AUGACGGUAUCUACAAACACAGCAGAGCAAACAUACUUGGAUUUGUGUGAACGUAUCAUAAAUGAAGGAGAACAUCGUCCAGAUAGAACUGGAACGGGUACUAAAUCGCUUUUUGCUCCUCCACAGUUGAGAUUUAAUCUCUCAGACGAUACAUUCCCUCUACUUACUACAAAGAAGGUUUUUUCGAGAGCAAUCAUUCAUGAGUUGUUAUGGUUCGUGCAAGGAUGUACAGAUGCUAAAAAGUUGUCGGAAAAGGGUGUGAAGAUUUGGGAAGGCAAUGGAUCAAGAGAAUACUUGGACUCAAUAGGGUUGACGGACCGUCGUGAGGGCGAUUUAGGUCCAGUUUAUGGGUUCCAAUGGAGGCAUUUUGGGGCAGAGUACAAGGAUUGCGAUGCCGAUUAUUCGGGACAAGGGGUUGAUCAAUUACAGGAUGUUAUAAAAAAAUUGAAAACAAAUCCAUACGACAGGAGAAUUAUCAUGUCAGCAUGGAAUCCACCAGAUUUUGCUAAGAUGGCAUUGCCACCUUGCCAUGUAUUCUGCCAAUUUUACGUCAACUUUCCAAACGAGACUCCAGACUCUAACACAAAUAAACAACAAAAGACGUCGUCCAGACCAAAAUUAUCGUGUUUACUAUACCAACGUUCAUGUGAUAUGGGAUUGGGUGUUCCAUUCAAUAUUGCUUCGUAUGCCUUAUUAACCAAGAUGAUUGCACAUAUAGUCGACAUGGAUUGUGGUGAGUUUAUCCAUACAUUAGGUGAUGCUCAUGUGUAUUUGGACCAUGUAGAUGCUCUAAAAGAACAAUUGGUCAGAACUCCUAAAGAUUUCCCUAAAUUAAUAAUCAAGGAAGAAAGAAAAGAUGAAAUCAAGUCUAUUGAUGAUUUCAAAUUUGAAGAUUUUGAAAUAAUUGGCUACGAUCCUUAUGGUCCCAUUAAAAUGAAAAUGAGUGUUUAG
This is a messenger RNA of Debaryomyces hansenii CBS767, 951 nucleotides long. It is a transcript of the gene CDC21, whose product is annotated as thymidylate synthase. The transcript has a single exon. Bases 1 to 951 code for a protein of 316 amino acids. Gene Ontology annotation, molecular function: thymidylate synthase activity. Gene Ontology annotation, cellular component: mitochondrion; cytosol. Gene Ontology annotation, biological process: dTMP biosynthetic process. Lineage: Eukaryota; Fungi; Ascomycota; Pichiomycetes; Serinales; Debaryomycetaceae. The record is from RefSeq and is a predicted model, not a curated record.